Molecule: messenger RNA, 2680 nt
Organism: Momordica charantia (bitter melon)
Lineage: Eukaryota; Viridiplantae; Streptophyta; Magnoliopsida; Cucurbitales; Cucurbitaceae
Gene: EER4
Product: Transcription initiation factor TFIID subunit A
Biological process (GO): DNA-templated transcription initiation; RNA polymerase II preinitiation complex assembly
Cellular component (GO): transcription factor TFIID complex; SAGA complex
Molecular function (GO): DNA binding; TBP-class protein binding; protein heterodimerization activity
Source: RefSeq, a predicted model, not a curated record
GUGUACGAAUCCUACUGCUCGUUGUUCUACACUUUGUUCUUCCUCCGCCUCUCUCUCCGCGUUCCUCUUUCCUUUCUCCCGUCCGGAUUCGGACGCUGCCGCUCCGUUUCUCUGCAAAUUCCGAUGCAAUUUCUACCAUGAAUUAGCUUCUCCGUCGUUGUUUAUCCUCGAAUUUCAAUGGCAGACAGUACUUCGUCUCCGAGACCGGUCCAACAGAACCCGAUGGACCCUUCGCCACCGCCGCCGCAGCCACAACCGCAAGUUCAACCUUCAACGGCCGCUAUUCCACAGAAUUCAUCAAAUCCUCUCAAUUCCUCUGUAAAUCCUCCUAUUCCAUCCCCCUCUGCGCUCGCUCAAUCACCUUCAAUUGACCACUUACAUCCGCUCUCUCAAAUCUCUUCCCCUCCCCUUUCGCACAUCUCCCUCCCGCAAAAUCCGCAGCAACAGCAACAACUGAGCCCUGCGGUUGGAUUAGACUACCAACAGAAGCCUCUACAGCAGCAGCAGCAGCAGCAGCAGCAACAACAACAGCAGCAGCAACAUUCGCAGCAAUUAGUGCAACAACCCCAGAAUGCGAACGCGAUGACGAAUUUCCAACUCCAGCAGGCCUUACAACGGUCCCCUUCGAUGUCUCGGAUGAGCCAAUUGCAACAGCAGCAGCAGCAGUUUGGGAUGAUGAGACAGCAAACGGGGCUUUAUAGUCAGAUGAAUUUUGGUGGGUCUUCUACAAAUCAGCAGCAGCAACCGCAGCAACAGCCUAACCAACAGCAGCAAAUGGGUUCUGGGAAUCUGUCACGGUCUGCGUUAAUUGGUCAGGGUAACCAUUUGCCCAUGUUGUCUGGGGCGGCUGCUGCUCAAUAUAACUUGCAGUCACAAUUACUGGCUUCGUCAAAGCAGAAAGCCGGUUUAGUCCAGGGUCCGCAAUUUCAGUCAGGUAACUCUCAUGGGCAACCUUUGCAAGGAAUGCAAGCAAUGGGGAUGAUGGGAUCAAUGAAUUUGAGCUCACAACUAAGAGCUAAUGGUACCCUUGCGUCAUUUGCCCAACAGAGAAUAAAUCAAGGUCAAAUAAGGCAGCAAUUGUCUCAACAAAGUUCACUCACCUCUCCACAGGUUCAGAACUUACCGAGAAUGUCAAAUCUUGCAUUUAUGAAUCAGCAAUUGACUAGUUUGGCUCAGAAUGGGCAGCAAACUAUGUUGCAGAACUCUUUGCCACAGCAACAGUGGCUGAAGCAAAUGCCAUCAAUGUCUAGCCCUGGCUCACCUUCAUAUCGUCUUCAACAGAGGCAGCAACAGGUCUUGUUGCAGCAGCAACUGCCUUCAUCUACUCAAUUGCAUCAAAACUCCAUGUCCUUGAACCCUCAACAAUUUUCUCAGCUUGUACAGCCACAGUCGUCCAUGGGACAUCAACAGCUGCAUCAACAGCAACAGCAACAGCAACAGCAACAGCAGCAAUCACAACAGCAGCAACCACAACAACAACAGCUACAGCAGCAGCCACUUCAUCAACAACAACAGCUUCUUCAACAACCAUCACCACAGCAAGCGCUGCAACCAGUAUUGCAUCAGCAUCAGCAUCAGCAUCAGCAUCAGCAGCAUUCUCCUAGGAUACCUGGAAUUGCAGGCCAGAAAUCUCUUAGUUUGACUGGAUCGCAUCCAGAUGCUACUGCGUCUGGCAAUAGUACACCUGGGGGAAGUUCAAGCCAAGGGACAGAAGCUGCCACUCAAGUCCUUGGGAAGAGAAAGAUACAAGAUCUGGUUUCACAGGUAGAUCCACAUGGAAAGUUGGACCCUGAAGUUGAAGAUCUUCUAUUGGAGUUUGCCGAUGAUUUUAUUGAUUCGGUUACUACAUUUGCCUGCAGUCUGGCAAAACAUCGGAAAUCUUCAACUUUAGAAUCCAAGGAUUUAUUGCUACACUUAGAGAAGAAUUGGCAAUUGAACGUUCCUGGAUAUUCAAGUGACGAGUGGAAGAACCACAACAAAAAUUUAUCAAGUGAUCUCCACAAGAAACGUCUGGACAUGAUACGCCUAUUGAAGGAAGCCUCCCGUGUCGAAACAAAUGUAAACAGUCCAAGAGAGAUUGUCAGACAAGGGGUCGGAAUCUCCAUUGGUGCCAACACUCUAACGAGGCCUUCACCGAGUUCAGAACAACUACUGUCGCAGACGACUGGUUCACAGCUGCUGCAGCAAAUAACGCGGUUUUGAUGAAUUAACUAUGUUUGAAAUUGAAACUAAUGCUCGUGGAUCCCAACUACUAGGUGAAUAACCCCGGAGUCAGUUCAGGGAUACAACAAUAAAGUGAAAUCUAGAGGAUGCCAUUUCAGAGGGGACCUGAACUUCUGUGUGGAGUGUGAUGGUUCUUAGUGAUACAACUUUGGAAAGCAUUUUUUUAGGCUGUAUAAUAUGAAGAUGCAUUAUCUGAAACAUGGGCAUAAUGUGAAUUGUACAAAAUAUUUGGCAGUCAUAUUAGUAUAGGCCUUGAGUUAUUGUUAUCUACCAUGGGAGGAGGACAUUUUCAAUUUAUGAUUCAUAGGCUUUACAGUCUCAAAUCAUCUGAAGUCUGUUGAGGAUCAUAGCACAAUUGUUACAAAUGGAAUAGAAGAUACGAUUUUUCAGCCCUUCCCCAUCUCCCUUUAACUGUUUUCCAAGCUCAUUUGAAUUAAUGUUACCUGUUAUUUUUCCA